AUGGCUGUCGCUGCUAUUUCUCGCACCGAGCACCGGAAGAAGAAGGCCUCCGAUGCGCCAAGAACCAGUAUGAAAGGGAAGGACAGCGAGGACUUGGGCCAUUCAGAAACGAGAUGGUCCCUGGGGAGUUUUGACUCCACCGCGGGAUUGAAGGAACCGAAGCCUGUCGCACGGGGUCUCUCCAUCGGAAGACGGUUUGCUCUAUUCUAUGAGAAUAGGUAA
Colletotrichum graminicola M1.001 is the source of this 222-nucleotide messenger RNA. RefSeq lists its product as uncharacterized. The coding region runs from base 1 to 222 and encodes 73 amino acids. Lineage: Eukaryota; Fungi; Ascomycota; Sordariomycetes; Glomerellales; Glomerellaceae. The transcript has a single exon. The record is from RefSeq and is a predicted model, not a curated record.